Molecule: messenger RNA, 3246 nt
Organism: Contarinia nasturtii (swede midge)
Lineage: Eukaryota; Metazoa; Arthropoda; Insecta; Diptera; Cecidomyiidae
Gene: dap
Exons: 5
Coding region: 1325-2263 (312 amino acids)
Biological process (GO): regulation of cell cycle
Cellular component (GO): nucleus
Molecular function (GO): cyclin-dependent protein serine/threonine kinase inhibitor activity
Source: RefSeq, a predicted model, not a curated record
AACAAGCGUAUCUGUUGUAUACGUUGAAAACGCAACCAUAAACUAUUUUUCUGUAUGCACCCGUAAGGAUUUUUAUUUGAAAACGGGAACGUUUUGAGUGUUGACUUUUUUAGUUCAGGCGAAGUGCUCGUUGAAUAAGGUUCAUAAUAUCGAGUGCAUACGAUCUGUUUCAAGCCGACCAUCUUCCAAGUGAAAAACAUUUUCCUUUGCACCGGUGAAUCCAUACGGAACAACAAAAAAAACAACCAUUCCAUGGAAUUCAACUGAAUUAAUUCAUUUGGUUAAUGUGAAACAGUGUUCGAUUUUGAAACAAACAACAUUCAAAACAAUCGAAGUGAAAUUUUCAUUUUCAACGAAUACCCUUUAUUUACAUUUUGAACUGAACUCUCCCGGCGAGUGCGUUUAUUGAAAAACUCUAACGACGUAAAAUAAAAUGUGGAGUCGAUCAAAGAAAAAAGAGUAAACAGUAAAUGAUGUGAAAAAAAAUUCUUAAAUCAACAAAUUUUUUUAUAUAUUCAAUAGUUUCCAUUCUUAUUUUGUUUUGAAUAACAUAAACUGUAACAUAUAGCUAUGUGAAUUGUGAUUGUGUUGGCUUAAUUGUGUAUUAGACAAUCGAUGGACGAAGAGAGACAAUCGAAAUAGAGAUAGAGCAAAUCAAAUCACACAAGGAAGCACAAGAAACAACACACAUUAAUAAUAAAAAAAAGUAUACGGCAUCAACGGACCGAAAUCAUUUAAGCGAAGAAAAAAGAAGAAAAAAAUAAAAAAUAACAACAACGAUCUUUAUGAUAAUAUUUUCAAAGUUGUGUUACGACUCAAGUACAACCUCAAACAACUACACUCACGAUCCCAUCUGAAUAAUAUUUGUGUAUGCAUCAGCAAGACAAACAAAGAGCGAAGAGAGAAACUGAAAGAAUAAAAGAUUGAGUGCCGAGAGGAAAACAACGGACGGUGUAUCAUCUCUUGGUGUUAGUGGUUUCUUAUAAGUACAAAGAACGAAAAAAACACGUCAAUAUCAAUUCAUCCGACGUCAUUAUCACAUCAGAGUGUUUUCAGUGUUCGGUGUUAUUGUAUCGAACGAAACCAAGUAGAACGACAGAAUUCAUCAACGGCACAUCGAAUGUGAGAAGAUAGUUUUUGUAUAUCAUCAGCAUAAAAAAACGCAUACCAUCAACACACAUCGCCCGUAUAUAUAUACUCGAUCAUUUAUAACUCGAUUGGAGUUUCAUUGAGAUAAAGAAAAUAAAGACAUUGUUUGACAUCGGACGUUAUAUCUGAACUCCAUCAUUCAUCAAAAAUAUAUGCAUCUCGAUCGCAUAACAAAAUGAGUGUAUCGAUAUUCAAUACAUAUCGCUACGACAGCGAUUUUAAUGUGAAAUUCACCGAAACCAAAAUGCAAACCGCAGUACCACGGGCCAAGCUCGAUCAUGUUCGUCGUAACUUAUUCGGGCCGGUCGAUCGAAAAGAGUGCAGUCGAUUUGCCGAAGAAGAGCUGGCCAAACAUCAAAUGUCGGCUAGUCAAAAAUGGGGCUUUGAUUUUGUGCGCGGUUGUCCAAUGGAAGAUACAAAACUAUUUUUAUGGGAACGUGUACCACCGACAAACGAAAUACCCGAAAUGUAUGCAUUAAGCCGAGCCGCCCAUAUUCGUCCCAUCGAACCGGAUCGUACACCAUCGAAGAAACGGCAUCACAUGCGUCGCGAUUCAUUUCUUGAUUUGUAUGAUGAAUUGGCCGAUCAAUCGAAUCGUUAUGUGAACACAAGUAAAAGCAAUGUACUCGAUUUAUCGUUCGAAGACGUUGACGGUGGUCAUACAUCGGCAUCGUCAUGCGAUGAAGAUUCAUUCGAAGAAGAGGACAAUGUGUGCGACUUAAACUGGAUGCCAUCGACAUCGAAUAUCUCAACCAGCCCAUUGGAAACAAAUAAAACUACCGAAAUUUGUCAUGCAACCGAUAAUAUUACAUUGGUGCCCGUGUCCAAUCGUGUUGAUCGUUCAACAGUUGCAUCGCUUCCAAGUUGUGAUACUAGCUGUAGUGAUAAAACCACAAAUAGCAAUUGCAAUAAUGCGAGCAACUCGAGUGGUGCACGGAUUUUGCGGAACAGCCCACGGAUACGUGAGAAGCGACAACGCAAAAUGACAGAUUUUCUAAAAGAACGCAAGCGCUUGCAGCCAGCCCCGAAGAAAAUCUCACCGAAAAAGGCACGACUUUCACCAUCAUCAAACAAUGGCACGAUAUUAUCACACUUCAGACAAACAAUGCAUUAAAUCGUGGACAAGCGUUCUGUCAAAUACGAUGUGAAGACGACAGCAACUUGCUGGUCACGUCAAUUGAUUGAAAAAAAAAUUAAACUAACAAACAAACAAUAUCAACAAACAAACGAUUAUAUGCGUCAAAUUAUUAUAUAGAUCUAAGCACAUAUUUAAACAAUCACACAUACACACAAUUUAAAUUAAGUGUCGCAAUUUGAAUUGAAAUAGUCUUAUUAUCAUAUAAUCAUCCUUUUUUUUGCUUUUUUUCUUCUUCGAAAUAGAGUAGGAUAGACAACGUUUUGGCUUAUCAUUGUGUGUUGAACACUAUAUAUAUAUAAAAUUUUGAUUUUUGUGAAGAAAAAAACAUUUGAAUCGAGUAGAUACAGUUAGGCAGUAGUUUUGAUAACAAUUAGCCGCAUGCUCCUCGCGUUAAACACCCAAUCUUGUAAACUAACAUUCAAAUGGAUCUUUUUUUUUUGUUAAAACAACUGUUUUAAUUACAUAAAGAGAGAGAAAGAGAAGGGUGUGCGCGAACAUGGUUCGAAUUCUACUGGAAAUGUAGCUAUAUUUAAGGUCAUUAAAUGUACAUGCUCACAUCGGUCGUUUCAAAGCACAAUUGAUUUCGAUACCUCGAAUCUCAAUUGAUCUGAGAAAACUCCACAGUGUCAAUUUUUAUUAUUUUACCCACAUUAAUUAUAGCAUUUAUGCUUAAGUAUCAAACAAUCGAAUUAAUUUCUUUGUUGUCAAUUUUGGUUAACAUCACUUAAGUAUACAUCCUAUAGAGACAUUAUUGAUUUGGAACAUCGACGACUAUAUUUCUAUCGUACUUGGAUAAAAUAAUUCAGAAUGAAAUUUACUUGUCAAUGUUCCAAACACGAUUUUAACUCAUGGAAAUGUCAUUUCUUUUUAUUAACUCGCUACGGUUAUCGAGAAGAACAAAAAAAAAUCAUAUUUGAUGAGUUGAUUGGAAGAAAAAAAUUUAAACAUAAAAAAAUAUU